AUGUCAAUCGAAUGGGAAGAAGGUAUUGACCUAAUUGACUUCAUGAGUCCACAAGAAAGCAACAUGGAAGGAGUAACCUAUGAAGGAGUAAGUCAGGAAAAUGGAAAUGAGGAGGCCACAGAAGGUGAUCCAAAAGAUGAUGAAGAUGAUAAUGUACCAGAUGUGAAAGGAAAACCGAUGUUUAAUGAAGACAUACCUUGGAAGAAGCAAUUGCCAAUUCUAGUGGCAGCCAUUAGUUAUGUAAAUAGAGAUGUAGAGGCAUUUGUUGAUCCUUUAUAUCGUGCUUGCAUAUAUAUGAACACCUACAAGUACUCAAUAGGAAGCAUGAAUGGGAGUGCAAUGUGGCCUCCAACAAACUACAUACCACCUUUGCCACCUCUGAAAAGGAAAAUGCCAGGGAGACCCAUUACUAAGAGAAAGAGGGACGGUACUGAGGUCAAAAAAAGGAAGGCAGAAGGUGAAGGUGAAACUAGUGCAUUAAAGAAAGGGAAGAGUCAAGGGCAAAGGGCAAAGGGGGAAAAAGGAAAGGGUGAAGGUGAUACUGGAAGUGGAAUUGGUUUCAAAACGGGAGAAGGUGAAUGUGGUCAACAAGUGGUGUGA
Molecule: messenger RNA, 600 nt
Organism: Lactuca virosa
Lineage: Eukaryota; Viridiplantae; Streptophyta; Magnoliopsida; Asterales; Asteraceae
Source: the annotation of a GenBank genome assembly